This is a messenger RNA of Nasonia vitripennis (jewel wasp), 2996 nucleotides long. RefSeq names its product pseudouridylate synthase 7 homolog (gene Pus7). NCBI's taxonomy places the organism in Eukaryota, Metazoa, Arthropoda, Insecta, Hymenoptera, Pteromalidae. The record is from RefSeq and is a predicted model, not a curated record. Gene Ontology annotation, molecular function: pseudouridine synthase activity; RNA binding. Gene Ontology annotation, biological process: pseudouridine synthesis. Bases 254 to 2755 code for a protein of 833 amino acids. Gene Ontology annotation, cellular component: nucleus. The transcript is spliced from 7 exons.
AGACAUAGAGAACAGCAGGACAGGACCAUAUAUAUAUAUAUAUAUAUAUAUAUAAAAACACACACACAACACACACACACAUACGCGCGCGCGCGCGAUAUCCCGCGAGUCCACUACUCGCUAGCCGGUAUGGUGUAGCCAUUUGAUUUUUCAAAGCAUCGCUCAUUCCAACGUGGAUAGCCGCACAGCGUGGAUCGUCUAACGCGGAUAUAACCUCAAAGGAAUUCGUUAAAACUAAUUCUGAGAAAUCACCAUGCCUCGUGGUGGAGAAAAAAACACCGAGAAAGACAAAGGCCACAGUGAUCAAGCUGGUCAUGCGGGUGGUGAUGCCGGUGAAAGAAGCGACGACAAGAGAAAACCGAGGAGGUUUAACCAGUACGGGAACAAAAAUCGUCACAACAGAAAUUACGGAAAGAAUCGUUAUCAUGGUGGGGGAGGUGACAGAAGGCAUUUCAAAAAGGCUAGAUUUGAUGUUGGAGAGAGGCUCAAAGAAGUUGAUCUUGGGAUCACAGAGUACAUAAAUGAAGCUGUAGAAGGGUUCACUGGAACGAUAAAGGAAAGAUAUACCGACUUUGUUGUACAUGAGAUUAGUACAAAUGGUGAAAUUGCCAAACUGACUGAUCAAGAAAUUCCAGCAGAUCCAGAUUUUGAAGAUAUAGAAGAUUUAAAAAAGAAAAUUCCAGAAGAAGUUUGGGAAAAACUACAAACUGUUACGGAAGAAAAUGCUGGUGUUGAAAUUGAUGUUACAGAGAUGGACAGAGAGCAGAGGAGAUGUAUCCAUAAGAUUGUUAAAAAAUUAACUACUGUUAUUAGUGAAACAAAAGAUGUAGAGAACAAAAAGUUAAUUGUUUUUUCAAAGGAGUACAAAAACAAGUUUGGUACUAACAGAGAUAAUAGGCAAGACUGGUCAUUGAGAGGAGGUGACUAUUGUCACUUCAUUUUGCACAAGGUCAACAUGGAUACAAUGGAUGCAUUAAAUCAAAUAGCAAAGGUUUUACGUCUCAAAUCAAGUGUCUUCAACUAUGCUGGAACCAAGGAUCGUCGAGCCAAAACAACACAGUGGAUUAGUGUUAAGAAAUUAAACCCAAAGAACAUCAUGCACGGUGCUAGAGUUGUAAGAGGAGCAUAUGUAGGGAACUUCAAAUUUGAAAAGGAGCCUUUAAAAUUAGGGAAGCUUGAUGGUAACAUGUUUACCAUUGCUUUGAGAAACGUUACUGUUUCAGAUGAUAUCAUAGAGAAAGCAAUGGUGAAUUUCCGUGAUAAUGGAUUUAUUAAUUACUAUGGUCUGCAAAGAUUUGGAACUAUAGCAGCUAUACCUACUUAUGAAAUUGGCAAAGCUCUUCUAAAAGGCAACUGGGAAGAAGCUGUAGAUCUAAUUCUGAAGCCACGAGAAGGUGAACAGGAUAUUAACUUGGCAGAGGCAAGAGAAAUUUACAAGAACACAAAGGAUUCACGUCUCGCAUAUCAAAAAAUUGGUCGUAAUGACAAAAUCGAAGCCAAACUCUUAUGGGGAAUCAAUAUCUGCGGGCAGAAAAAUCUUGUAGGAGCUUUGGACAUGGUUCCACGCAAUACUAUGUUGAUGUAUGUUCAUGCAUAUCAAAGCAUGGUAUGGAAUAACAUAGUUUCUAGGCGCAUUAGGGAAUUCGGACUUAAACCAAUUGUUGGCGACUUAGUUUAUGAAAAUCCUAACUCAAAAGACGAUAUUGAAACUCCAACUGAUGAUUCACAUCAAACGACAGGUGAGGAUGGAAAGUCUAAUGCUGAUGCCAAAGAGCAGAAUACUGAAGAAGUUAAAGUAAAGAUCGAAGACUCUAAAAAUGUCAAUCAGUCAAGUACUGAGCAGCAGAAGAGUGUUGAGAAAAAGGAAGAUUCUAAGACUGAAGAUGACAAGACUAGCGAAAAAGAUGAUAGUGAACGACAAAUACCAAAAGUUAAGAUUUUAACUGAAGAAGAUUUGUCAAACUAUAAGAUUACAGAUAUUGUAAUGCCACAGCCAGGAUGGAAAGUUGUGUAUCCUACGUAUGCAAAAAGUUGGUUUGAUGAUCACCUUGAAAAAGAUGGACUUACUGCAGAUCUCAAACAAAAAAACAAAAAGUACACUCUUUCUGGAUCAUACAGAAAGAUUUUACAGGUUCCAGAAGAUUUAAGUUGGAAUAUCAUUCGUUAUGUCAAUAAAACUGAUGAUUUGAUAGCUUCAGAUAUUGAUGAGAUGAAAGGCAUUGAAGCACCAAAAGAUAAUCCAGAGGGUACAUUCAAAGCUCUUGUCAUUCAAAUGUCAUUAAAAUCGUCGUCUUACGCUACGAUGGCAUUACGUGAAAUCUUGAAAUGUGACACUUCUUCUCAAACUCAUGCUGCUCAGACUGCAGCUUUCCAUGCAGAGCACGAAGAAAGUGAAGAAGCGAAGAGAAGAGAGGAAAGCAAAAAUAACGAAGGCUCUGAGACGGACGAUACCAUCUCUCACGUUCAACAUAUGAAGCUGAAAGAUCACAGUAGUGAGGAAAUGAGUCAAUCGACGGAGGAUGAAGCGAAUGAUAAGACGACGAAUCUUUCGACUGCUAGUAGUAUACUAGAAGAUUCGAUUAUCGAAGAAGACGGAAGAACUUUGAAGUCAAAUGGGAAAGCCAGCAGCAGCAUGGUAGAAGAGUCAAAAGAAAAGGACAGUAAUAAGUCCAUUUCAAAAAAUGAGACUCAGAAACAUGAAUCUGACGUUAUUAAUGAUUCUGGCAUCGAGCCUGGUACUGUGAUUAAUGCAUAAAUUAAUUUUUAUGGAUUUCACUUAUCUAUUUUUUCUUAGUAAAAGUUGAACUACGUAUGAAUCUUAAGUUUAUUUUGAAUUUUGUUAUACAAUACUGAGUUUAAUUAACGAAGUUCCGUUAUGUUUUCUAUUUUUGAUAAAUUUGAUAAAUUAAACGCUUCUUUUUAAAAUAUUAAACAUGAGAGGUUACUAGUCGUAAAUAUACGAUAAAUAAUAUAGUUUUUGAAUAAAUGACUAUUUU